Molecule: messenger RNA, 1237 nt
Organism: Quercus lobata
Lineage: Eukaryota; Viridiplantae; Streptophyta; Magnoliopsida; Fagales; Fagaceae
Product: triosephosphate isomerase, cytosolic
Exons: 9
Coding region: 122-886 (254 amino acids)
Biological process (GO): glycolytic process; gluconeogenesis; glycerol catabolic process
Cellular component (GO): cytosol
Molecular function (GO): triose-phosphate isomerase activity
Source: RefSeq, a predicted model, not a curated record
AACCCUCUCUCUCUCUCUCUCUCACCGACAAUUGAAAAUCACUAGUCACAGUCACAAACCCCCGAUUUAAAAGUGUAGCUCUUGAUCGCAAAAUCAAAGCAAAGGAUUCAUUGAAAAAAAAAUGGGCAGGAAAUUCUUCGUCGGCGGCAACUGGAAAUGCAAUGGGACAAUUGAGGAGGUGAAGAAGAUUGUUACCACAUUGAACGAAGUUGAAGUUCCUUCUGAAGAUGUAGUGGAGGUUGUUGUAAGCCCUCCUUUUGUCUUUCUUCCUUUUGUAAAGAGCUUAUUACGGUCUGAUUUCCAAGUCGCCGCACAAAACUGCUGGGUCCGCAAAGGUGGUGCUUUUACCGGAGAGAUUAGUGCUGAGAUGCUUGUCAAUUUGGGUGUUCCCUGGGUCAUCCUUGGUCAUUCUGAAAGAAGAGCUCUUUUAAAUGAGACAAAAGAGUUUGUUGGAGAUAAAGUUGCAUAUGCACUAUCUCAAGGCUUAAAAGUGAUUGCUUGUGUUGGAGAGACUCUUGAGCAGAGAGAAUCAGGAUCUACCGUGGCCGUUGUUGCUGCUCAAACAAAAGCAAUUGCAGAUAAAGUAUCAAAUUGGGCUCAUAUUGUUUUGGCUUAUGAGCCAGUUUGGGCCAUUGGAACUGGGAAGGUUGCAACCCCUGCUCAGGCUCAGGAAGUUCACUUUGAAUUGAGGAAAUGGCUUCAUGACAAUGCUGGUGCUGAAGUUGCUGCAUCAACCAGAAUUAUCUAUGGAGGUUCUGUAAAUGGAGCAAACUGCAAAGAACUGGCAGCACAGCCAGAUGUGGAUGGAUUUUUGGUUGGUGGAGCUUCCCUUAAGCCAGAGUUCAUUGACAUUAUCAAGUCAGCCACAGUGAAGAAGAAUGUUUGAAAUUCAGGACCAUGGGUUGUUAUGGCCGCCUUCUUGCUUCCUCAUGGAAUGCUUAAUGGAAAACUUGUGUUAUAGUUUUGUAAUUGUGGUCUGUUCUUGGAGAUUUUAGCCAAGCAUAGUUUCAAGAAAAUUAAAAUAAGACAGUUAUCAAAAAGUAUAUAAGACUUACGUAUAUUUGUUUGUGUGAUUUAAGGCAUGGAUCUCACUUCAAAACUUAUUGAGACUUAUUACCUGAUUGUGUGGACUUGUUGCCGGUUGACUCUUUAUGUUUUUGAUUACUGCUUGAAAUGAAACCAAUUGGUGAUGGCUCAUUUAAUAAUGAGUAAUAACAAGCGGUCAAAGUGGAACGAA